Prunus dulcis (almond) is the source of this 2784-nucleotide messenger RNA. Its product is annotated as gamma-tubulin complex component 4 homolog. The record is from RefSeq and is a predicted model, not a curated record. Bases 328 to 2556 code for a protein of 742 amino acids. NCBI's taxonomy places the organism in Eukaryota, Viridiplantae, Streptophyta, Magnoliopsida, Rosales, Rosaceae. Gene Ontology annotation, molecular function: gamma-tubulin binding; microtubule minus-end binding. Gene Ontology annotation, cellular component: spindle pole; gamma-tubulin complex; centrosome. The transcript is spliced from 16 exons. Gene Ontology annotation, biological process: spindle assembly; meiotic cell cycle; mitotic cell cycle.
UCACCAUGAACGAUUCGUCAUUUCUUUUAGUCCCAUUCAAAUAAAAAAAUUAAUUUAAAAUCUGGAUAAAAUAACCCGCUUAAAAUACUUGAAAAACCACAAAGCUCCCUCCUUAUUUUUCCGUUCGGGUUUGAGGCUUGAGCUUUGCCGUUCUGGGGAAGCAUAUAUCAAUCCGUCAAGCAAAUUACGGCCAGUUGCCACCAAACCCACCUAGCAAGCCUUAGCCAGUGCAAUCCGGCGCCGUUUUGUACUCCUCAGUGCUCAGUGCGAGUGUCUGAGUUUGACCAAUCUCUCUCCACUAGAAUUCAGAGAGAAGAAGAAGCAGCAAUGUUACACGAGUUGCUACUUGCACUGUUGGGCUACACCGGCGAUCUGAUAAUCGACGAGAGAGAGCAUUCCAAGUCUCUCGGCGUCGACGCUCCCAUUUCCGAUGAGCCUACUUUCAAGCUCGCUCCCGAUAUCUCCUUCAUUCAACCCAGCGAAAGGGAUCUUAUAGAGAAGAUCACCACAUUAGGGUUUUACUAUCGGGAGCUUGACCGCUUUUCCGUCAGGUCUCGGAAUUUAAGUUGGAUAAGGUCUGCAAAUGCGAGUUCUUUGGCCUCCGACUUGUCCAAACCCAAAGCUGAAAAGCCGAGUGUGUAUCGUAGGGCAAUUGCCAAUGGCAUUGUGGAGAUACUCUCGGUCUAUAGGUCUGCUGUUCUCCACAUUGAGCAGAAAUUGUUGUCCGAAACUGUCCCCAUAUUGGCAACUGUAACUCAAGGCCUCAAUAAGUUUUUUGUGCUCUUGCCGCCUCUGUAUGAGCUUGUUCUGGAGAUUGAGCGCGAUGACAUUCGUGGCGGUCAGCUUCUGAACCUUUUGCACAAACGAUGCCAUUGUGGAGUGCCUGAGUUGCAAACAUGCAUUCAGAGGCUUCUUUGGCAUGCACAUCAGGUGCUGUAUAACCAGCUGGCAGCGUGGAUGGUAUAUGGGAUUCUUCAAGACCAGCAUGGAGAGUUUUUCAUUAGGAGGCCGGAAGAUAAGGAUGUAGAGCAUGGCUCAUCUCAUCGAGACAUAUCUGAAAAGUUGGCACGCAUGUCAAUGGACGAUACAUCUUUAACAGAUUGGCACUUGGGAUUUCAUAUAUAUUUGGAUAUGCUACCCGAGUAUAUCCAUAUGCGUGUUGCAGAAUCAAUUUUAUUUUCAGGCAAGGCCAUCCGGGUUCUUCGCAAUCCGAGCCAUGCCUUUCGGUUUCAGGAUAUUGUGUAUCAUCAACAGGUGCCUAGAGGCUCUCAGAAAGUUCAAGGAUUUUCAGGGAGAUUUCCUUUCCUCAAAGACCCUUUUGCGGAUAAAGAGUUGAUUGGAGAAGAAUUGCUUCCACAGUCUGAGGCUGAUAAGAUUGAAACUAUGCUUCUGGAACUAAAGGAAUCAUCUGAGUUUCACAGAAGAUCUUUUGAAUGUGCUAUCGACUCAAUUAGGGCUACUGCUGCCCGUCAUCUUUGGCAGCUUGUGGUUGUACGCGCUGACUUAAAUGGCCAUCUGAAGGCACUGAAAGACUAUUUUCUUUUAGCAAAAGGAGAUUUCUUUCAGUGCUUUCUUGAAGAGAGCCGCCAGUUGAUGCGUCUACCUCCUCGCCAGUCAACUGCUGAGGCUGAUCUUAUGGUCCCAUUUCAGCUGGCUGCAAUUAAGACUAUAAGUGAGGAAGACAAGUGUUUCUCUAGAGUAUCCUUAAGGAUGCCAUCAUUUGGAAUGACUGUAAAAUCCUCCCAAGUAGAUUUACCAAAGACAGAUGGGAAUGCAGGCACUGCACUAUCAAGUGCUUCUUCAGAAAUAUCUCUUGAUGGUUGGGAUGGCAUUGCUCUUGAAUACUCCGUUGAUUGGCCCUUACAGUUGUUUUUUACCCCAGAUGUGCUCUCUAAGUACUGCAGGGUCUUCCAAUAUUUGCUGCGGCUAAAGCGAACACAAAUGGAAUUGGAGAAAUCAUGGGCCUCUGUGAUGCAUCAAGAUCACACAGAUUUUGCCAAGCAUAGGAAUGAUCAUGUAAAGGGCUCAGUAUCUCAGCAGGGAAGGCAGCGAUCUAGACCAAUGUGGCGUAUUAGAGAGCAUAUGGCUUUCUUGAUUAGAAACCUUCAGUUUUAUAUACAGGUGGAUGUGAUAGAAUCCCAAUGGAAUGUUUUGCAAGCUCAUAUUCAAGAUUCUAAUGACUUUACUGGACUUGUGGGCGUCCAUCAGGAGUAUUUAUCAGCUUUAAUUUCACAAUCUUUCUUGGACAUUGGCUCUUUAUCAAGGAUACUGGACAGCAUAAUGAAACUUUGCCUUCAGUUCUGCUGGAACAUUGAGAACCAAGAAAGCAGUGAAAAUACAUCUGAAUUGGAACACAUUAUAGAGGAAUUUAACAAGAAAUCAAACUCGCUAUACACGAUAUUGCGCAGUAGUAGGCUUGUUGGGAGCCAGCGAGCCCCAUUUCUUAGGCGUUUUCUGAUGCGUCUCAACUUCAACUCCUUCUUUGAGGCAACAGCAAAAGGUGUGCUGAACGUUGUAAGACCACGGCCUACACUUUCUGUUUUGAAUCAACAGUAGCAUAGCAUAUUUUUGUUCUACGGCUUCGAAGUGGCUCCUGCAAACUAUUUUCAGGAGCUGGCCACGUGAGCACUGGUAAAUUCGUUUUUGCUUCUUAAUUUUAAUGGAAGGACAGAGAAAAUGAGCUUUGUUAACGCUUGUCUGAAGACAGAUAUUCGUGUGUGUGUAAAUUGUAAUAUACAUAAAAUGUUUUUCCGAGUUAUUAUGUAGAUAAGGUAUUUUGGUCAA